UAUAUGUGAUGUGAGCUCCUGCCAUCUACAUUGCGUUGCAAGAGCGAGCAGACAGAUUGUCUCAAGCAAAACAGGCCAAGAUGGCGGAGGCCGUCAUCGGGUCGCUGGUCGGGAAGCUGCAGGACCUAAUGGUGAGCGAGGCUCGGAGGAUGGCGGCGGUGAGCGACGACGUAGGGACGCUGCUGGACAAGCUCGUGUGGAUCGAGGCCUUCCUCCACGACGCGGAGCCGCGGCGGCGCGUACAGAGGGACCAGCACAUCAAGGUGUGGCUGCAACAGACCCGCAGGGCGUUCGAGGACGCCGAGGACGCCGUCGACCGGUACUACGUCCAGGUCGACCUCUCCAGAUACCCAAGCUGUACUCGUGCUACCGUCAAGUUCUUUGCGGGCUUCACCACACAAGUACGUGUGCGGCGCGACCUUUCUUACAGAAUCAAAGCAAUCAAUACAAGACUAGAAGGCAUCAUCGCGAACAAAGACAGGUACAAAUUGGACGAUGCAUCUGAUGCGCCAGUUGUGACCUGGGGACUAUCAGCUGACAUUUCUACUAGCACCGAGAAGAUGGAUAAUAUUGUGCUUCCAUUGGUGGCACGAGAGAAGCAGCUAGAGUACCUGAUGAAAUACUUAAAGGCAGAAAACGACACAGGAAGGCAAGAGGUGAUGUAUGUGAUAGGAAAGAGUGGUGUGGGCAAGACAAAGCUUGUGGGGAACAUGUACGAGCAGCACGAGACCAAGAAUCACUUUGAUGUACAGGUUUGGGUGAGCGUUGCACCCAAUUUAAGUGCCCCCAGCAUCCUGAAGUUGAUACUGUACAACUUGGAGAAGGAACUGUACGAAAGUAAGUACUUGGUGGUUAUAGAUGGUGAAGUUAGCAGCAUAGAGUGGGAGCGCAUACUAACUCAGCUUCCGUACGGCAAGGCCGGGAGCAAGGUAGUGCAGAUCACACAGACCAGACCAGAAGCAUCGCACGCCACCUGGCAAUGCAUUGAACUUGAUGAUCUCACUAUGGAUGAAGCCACCAACCUGUUCCUAGCGACACUCUUCAUAGAGGACAUAGAUGAACAGUACUGGAGACAUGUGCAUCAGAGUGUCCGUGAAGACUUCCAAGAACAAAUCUUCUACAUUACAGGUGGUCUGCCACUUGCACUUGUGCUUCUAUCAGGCCUUUUGAGAACAAAGGAGUGCCCUGCAGAAUGGUCUACAGUGAUUGACAACCUCAAGGUCAAGGCCCUUCGAUGGAAGCGCCUCGACACCUUAUUAUCCAUGUGCUUUGAUGACCUUCCACAUGACCUAAAAUCUUGCUUCAUGUACUUUGCUGCCUUGCCAGUGAACACACUUAUCAGCGCACGUAGCUUAGUGUGCAUGUGGGUGGCGGAGGGAUUUCUGGGACCAAAAGAUGGCAAGGGAAUGGAGAAGGUGGGCGAACACUACUUGAAAGAGCUAAUUGCAAGGAGGCUGGUGAACCUUCCACCAGCGGCGGAUCAAGCUUCUGGGGACGAGCGUGUGGCCAUCCAAAGCAAAGUACAUGCCUACUUGCUUCGUGAGGCGCAGGAGGCAAGAUUUGUGGAAGUCCAUAGAGGGAAUGACAUCUCUGUGCUGUCCAAUCCGCGCCGCCUUUCCCUCCAGGGUGAUAGGGACAAGUAUGUUGCUCUCGUUAACCCUCUGCCCAGGCUACGGUCUAUAUUGUCAUACUCUGAAAAGGUGGAUGAUAUUAGGGAAGAGGAAGAAGAUCAGCAAAACCAAGCAUGCCCCUGUCUCCAUCACUCAAGACACACGAACGACUCCAAGUCCAAGGAGCUCAUGGUCAUGGAGUCUGCCAUAAGACAACUCCUGCAAGGAUCUGAGUUCCUUCGUGUCAUCAAGCUGCAUGGCCUUGAGAUUGGAGACAAGCUACCAUCUGAUAUUGGGAAUGUGGUGCACUUGCAAUACCUCGGCAUCACCUCCUGCUCUCUGGAGCUCAUACCACCAUCAAUUGGAAAGAUCGCUGGCCUCCAAACAAUAGAUGUUCGAGACACCAAUGUCACGGUACUUCCCGAAGAGUUCUGGAAGAUUCGGGAGCUGCGCCAUGUUUUUGGCUUCCUCGUCCUUCCUAGGAAAGUCGGACACCUAAGGCACUUGCAGACUCUGGAAAGCAUAAAGCCCCCCGAUGUUCAUGGCUGGGAGAGAACAACUCUAGAGAAAAUGUUACACCUUGAAUCGUUGUACAUAUGGAAGCUCCCCGCCAGAAAUGCCAAUGCCUUGACCGCUGUCUUUAAACUCCAGUACCUCGUGGUCCUAAGCAUACAAGGUGAAAUCAUUAUCUCAUAUUUGUUCACUCAUUCCAACCUUCCGCGACUUCAGGAAAUGAGACUAAAGGGGGUUAUUGUGCAACCACCAAAUUCUCGAAAGAGCAGCUCUGGCUUCUAUCUCCCAAACUUGACGAGGCUAUAUUUGAAGAAGACACAGGUGACGAAUGAAUUCAUAAAUAAGCUAGGUAAACUGCCCUUUCUUGCCACUCUUGCCCUAAACCAUGACUCCUACGUAGACACAGAUGACCAUCUUGUAUUCAUUAGUGGGUUCCAAAGUCUCAAGAAAUUAGUACUAGAUGUGAUGCUGAAGAAGAUCGAAAUAGGGGACUCAGUGUUUCCUAAGCUUGAGCAUCUGGAGGUUUUCACCUAUUCAGAUGAUAUUUGUGCCGUCAUUCAUGGUAACAGACCUCACAUUCUAAGCCUAAUCAAGCAAGCCGAUAUCCGCUUGUGUGAUGAAUAGCCUAUCCUAGUCGAAGGUCGGAGCAUCAACACGGGAAUCUUCAAUUAUGAGAUUUGUAACAUAAUUUGUAAUUUGCUGAUUGUGUGUGUGUGCGCGUGCGUUUGUCUAUGUAUAAUGUUAUGAUUAAAUUUGUUUUUAUAUGUGGUGAUUGUAGAUGGGCUUGUGAUGGCUCAACGCUUGAGCCAGCAUUUCAAUACUGCCUAUAACUAUAUGUAAUAAAGUGGCCAAGAACUGGUUGAUAAUCCUGUAAUGGUUAAUGUAUGAUUGAGUACGUUCAAUCAAAAUGGACAGUACAGUAUUUAUG
This is a messenger RNA of Lolium perenne, 3051 nucleotides long. RefSeq names its product putative disease resistance RPP13-like protein 3. Gene Ontology annotation, molecular function: ADP binding. The record is from RefSeq and is a predicted model, not a curated record. Lineage: Eukaryota; Viridiplantae; Streptophyta; Magnoliopsida; Poales; Poaceae. Gene Ontology annotation, biological process: defense response to other organism.